AUGCCAGUCAAAACAGAGCCGAACGAGAUAGACCCUGCAUCUGACAUAGCGACAGUGAAGAGUGCGUCGCCAACGAUGGAGGGCGCAAAUCCUGAGUCGGGGCCUUCUGACUCGAUUAACAACCUCGCGCAGAGCAUGACGGUCCUUGUGCGGAAGAUUCAGGAUCUGCGGCACAUCGGCAUAGAGGACUCGCAGAUCACCCUUCCAAAGAUCUGCGUCAUUGGAGACCAAAGUACCGGCAAGAGCUCACUUAUCGAGGGGAUGAGUGAGAUAAAGGUGCCCAGGAGCGCUGGUACAUGUACGAGAUGCCCAAUGGAGAUCAACCUGUCGAACAGCGAACCUGAUCAGCCCUGGACUUGUCGCGUAUACUUGUCCAGAAAGUAUAUGUUUGACGCCUCUCGAAGAAUCAGCAAGCCCAAGAAAUCAGAACCUCUUGGCCCUUGGCAUCCUCAAGAUCAAGAAGACGAGUUGUUUACCACGAUCACCGAAAAAGGAAAAAUCGAGGACGUCAUCAAGUGGGCGCAACUGGCGAUCCUCAAUCCUGGAAGCCCAUCAGCGAGCUAUGUUCCUGGUGAGAACAACGAAACUGACCCUUCACAUUGCCAGGUGAAGUUCUCCCCAAAUAUUGUAAGACUGGACAUCUCUGCUCCUAGAUUUCCUAGUCUUUCAUUUUACGACCUCCCAGGUGUCAUCAACCAAGCUGAGUUUGAUGAAGAGCGGUACCUCGUCAACCUUGUUGAGAACCUGGUGAAGGAGUACAUUUCCCAAGAGAGCUGCAUUGUUCUUCUUACCAUUACCAUGACGGACGACGUAAUGAACUCCUCCGCUGCUCGGAUAAUGCGAGAUAUCCGUGGAGCAAAGAAGAGAACAUUAGGGGUUCUCACUAAGCCUGACCGUGUUCAGAUUGGUGAGUCUUACAGUCAGUGGGUCGAGAUUCUGGAAGGCGACAAGUUCUCCCUUGGGCAUGGUUAUUAUGUCGUGAGGAAUAAUCCGGAUCCCUCUGUCGAGCACUCGGUGGCUCGCCAGGAAGAAGAUGAGUUCUUCAGGAUCGCUCCAUGGUCGACUGAUCUCGCCUCAUACCAUGAGAGAUUCGGCACCCGAAAUCUACAAUCUGCGUUGUCGAACCUUCUCUUCCUACAAAUUCAGGGAUGUCUUCCAGGCAUCAUUGACAAAAUCAAUGAGAAGGCUACUCGUAUUGACAAUGAGCUUUCGACGCUUCCGGCGCCUCCGUCUGCAAAUGUGCCAUAUAUACUCUGCGGCAAACUUCACACUCUAAAAGAUCGAAUCAGGUGCCAAAUCGAGGGCGGCUCUAGAGAGUACCCCCUUCAAAAGCUCUGGACCAACAUUGCCGAAGACUUCAAGCGGUCUCUUUCCAGAACACGUCCAACUGUAAGGCUACUAUCGGAAUUGGACAAGGAAUCUAUCUCCAAUGGCCGCAACGACGACUCUGAAUGUGAGCUUACUGAGAUCCAAACUCCGAAGAAACCAAAAAUGGACGGAGAAGAGUCUACUGGUAGCCCUCGAGGUAGACCGACCAAGAAGGCAACAGGAUACCUCACUACACACUUUGAUAAAUUUGCGACUUCAGUGAAGGAGUUCACUUGGGAGGAAAUCAGGGACAUCAACAAGGAGUCCGCCAGCGCUGGGAUUCCCCAACAGAUUAACCCCAAAGCAAUCGAUUCCAUGAACCGAAUGAGUGUCGAGCACUGGAGGGACCCGAUGAUGGUCUUUAUCAAUGCCAGCCAUCGGCUCGUAAAAGAAACACUCCUGUGGGAGUUGAAGGAAGUCUUCGUUCAGUAUCUUCAAACGGAGCUCUACCGGGAGCUCAGACGGAUUAUUGAAAGCUACUUGAAGAAGCUCCGAGAUGAGCAUGUUGUCCAUGUUGAUGAGAUAUUCAGCAUAGAGCAUCAGAGACCUUUCACGAUGGCGAAAUCGGCCCUUGAUCAGGAGACUAAUGCAGCGAAUGACCUUUUCGUGAGGCGUCGUUUUGAGGCUAGAGCGAAUCAUUACUUGGAUCUGCAGCAGAGGUACCAAAGAGGAGACCCUCGAAGAGCGACAGAAAUGAAGAAACUUGGUGUUAAAGAACUCGGCGUGGACAUUUUCACUUUGGAAGUAAAGAUGAUGGCGACAACUCGUGGAUACUAUGAGGUGGCUAGUUCUAGAUUUGUUGAUGCUGUCGCCCAGAGCGUCCACACGAAGCUCUUUUUCAAAUGUCGCGAGAAUCUGGUGGAAGAAAUUGAGAAAGGACUAGGGAUCUACGAUCUAAAUGCGGUGAACAGGUGCCACGAACUGAUGUCGGAGGACGCAGAGCGCCAGAGACGCCGCGAGUACCUGAAAAAACAGAAGGAGAAGAUAAUGAAGGCACAGCAGUGGUUGGAGGCAGAGAAAGUCACACAUGAGCCGGCCAACGAGUUAGACUUUGGGUUCGAGGUUAAGUUGCAGCCGCCCGAUAAGUAA
Messenger RNA from Aspergillus calidoustus, 2457 nucleotides. The record is from the annotation of a GenBank genome assembly. Lineage: Eukaryota; Fungi; Ascomycota; Eurotiomycetes; Eurotiales; Aspergillaceae.